This is a messenger RNA of Mytilus californianus (California mussel), 3503 nucleotides long. Its product is annotated as adhesion G protein-coupled receptor L3-like. Bases 93 to 3110 code for a protein of 1005 amino acids. The record is from RefSeq and is a predicted model, not a curated record. NCBI's taxonomy places the organism in Eukaryota, Metazoa, Mollusca, Bivalvia, Mytilida, Mytilidae. The transcript has 30 exons. Gene Ontology annotation, biological process: adenylate cyclase-activating G protein-coupled receptor signaling pathway; cell surface receptor signaling pathway; negative regulation of angiogenesis. Gene Ontology annotation, molecular function: G protein-coupled receptor activity. Gene Ontology annotation, cellular component: membrane.
UUACUAGUCAGGCGUUAUGUAACAUUGCAGAACCGAGCAUCGUAGAUAUUUUUCAUAUAGAUCACAGUCACUUCCGUGAAUUUAAUUGGAGAAUGAGAAGAAAAGCAAAAGAUGACUUCGAUGAUUAUCCAUGUAGAUCUGGAUUUACAGCUUUUAAUAAUACAUGUUAUAAACUUGUCCAUGAAGAAUUGAACUGGAACCGAGCAAUGGAAGAGUGUUCCAAAGUUUAUGGCUAUAAAUAUCACCUAGUUAUUAUAAAAAGUCAAGAGGAACAAAAUUUUGUGAAUAGACUUCUCUUGAAUAUUAGUUUCUCCUUAACAAGGAGAGUAUGGAUAGGCUUAGAAAGGCACCCGUUUAAUCUAAGCUUGUUCCAUUGGGUGGAUGGAUCAUAUUUAACAUAUCCCAUGUAUUCACAUUGGUAUAAGAAGAAGUCAACUGAUGAUCCGAAUCCAAGUGAACCCAGCUUCGAACACGAAAGAUGUUGCAACCUUUUUAUGGAGAACGACAAACUUGGAUACUGGAAUGACGAAAUAUGUGAACAAGAAUAUUACUACAUAUGCGAGGGACCAUCUGGUUCUGUUCAGUUGAUAAGCAACAUUAGUCUUGAUGUUAAUGGACAAUUAUCGGCCAUUGAAGGAGGCACUUUUCGUGUUCGGUGUGAGGCAACACCAGAGUCAGUUUCAGAUGAAGUGGUAUAUAAAUGGACAUUGAAUGACACAGAGAUAAUACCAUCACCAUCGUCCCGAUUUCAAAUAGAUUCAACAGCCAAUUUUUCAGAACUUUCAUUUAAAAAUACAAACCAAAGAGAUAGAGGUAAUUUAACGUGCAUAGCCACUGUUCUAGAUGAAACUGCAAUGUCAAGUGUAGAUAUCGUAGUUUACUCUCUAAGGCUGGUUGCCAUCCCUGAAACAGUUGUGAAAGGAAACGGAACUGAAGUUGUAUGCGAACUCAUUCCCAAUAUCACCCAUCAGUUAAAUACUAACUUCACACUUUCCGGAAUUGGUAUAGAUGCUGGAAGUCAAGUAAAAUACCAAGAUGGAGUAAAACUCAAUAUCAUUGAGCUAUUGGACAGUACCACAAUCAGAUGUGAAAUGCAGCUACAGGGACAGUCAAGCUAUUUAAAAACCAUCCAUAUUACGGUUUUUGAUGCAGAUAUAUUAUUCUGUGCUGCUGAAACAGACAUAUACACUUUUGGUACACACAAUUUGACUUGGAAAGAGACAAACGUGGGUCUUACAGCAUUCUCUUCAUGUCCUGAAGGAUUUGAUGGUGUGGUUUCACGCAAAUGUAAUCUGAAAGGCAAUUCCGGGGUGUGGGAAACAUCAAAUGUAACUAACUGUGAAAGACGAAUCUUCAGGAACCUCAUAGAUCAAUUGGAAAGUAUUAAUGAUGGAUUUCAAAAUGUGUCAAUCGAAGGGAUCCUCAGAUCAUUUUCGAAUACUACAGAUUCCUUGAACAACCAGUCUUCUUUAAUAACAGGAGAUAUAAACAGUGGAGUUAUAAUUCUGGAGAAAACAACUGGUCUUUUUUCUUCACAAAGCAGAAAUAUUUCAUUUUCAGAAACAGAGGCUUAUCUGUCAGCUACAAGUACAUUAUUGUCCAGUGAUACGGCAACAGAUUUAUGGCAAGAGGUUGGAGAUAAUAACGCUGCUAAAGUUUUGAACAUAACAUCAACUUUUACGGGUGUUGCAUUUGAAUCAUAUCAAAACAAUACACCAUUGAAAAUCUCAAGACCAUCUUUGGAUGUAGAAAUAAACAAAAACAACGAGGGAAACAUCACUUUCCACGCGUUUGAUCAACCACUUGGCAAGGACGACCGUCUUUUCUUAGCAAAGGAGAGUUUGAGAGAAAUAACAAAUACCACAGGAUACAUUGCGAUUCAUUACAGUACAAUAGCACAGUUAUUACCAAGAAAAACAAGUGUCGAUAAUCAGGAAAUUACAGUGAUAACGUCAGUUCUGUCACUUACUUUACCAAGAAUCAACCAGUAUCGUCUGAAUCCACCAUUAUAUUUAUACUUCAAAUAUGAUCAGAUUCAUGACGAAGGAGCAAGAUGUUCGUUCUGGGAUUACACUGUGGAAAAUAAUGGUUUUUGGUCGGCAAGCGGACUAAAGACACUUCAUCAGAAUAAUACCUACACAGAAUGUACAAGUACUCAUUUGACCAACUUUGCAGUUCUGUUGAGUUUAUAUGAAAUACCAGAUAACCACGACAAGGUUCUUGCAAUUAUUACCCAAAUUGGUUGUUCGAUAUCCAUUGCUGCUCUUGUCGUAUUGUUAAUAAUAUAUUUUAUUGAGUGGAGACUUCUUCCAUCUGACAAGUCAAAAAUUCUUGUCACAAUGGCUAUAGUUUUUCUCCUAGCGUAUGUGGUAUUUUUAGCUGGAAUUGAAGGAACGGAGAAUAAGAUCGCCUGCAAGGUAGUGGCCAUUGUCCUUCAUUUCCUAUUCUUAGUGGGUAUACAUAUGAUGGUUGCAGAAGGCAUUGUGCACGGAAAAAUGCUGGCCACCGUAUCAAAAGAACAACGUGCAAUAUCACCGAUUCUGAUUCCAAUUGGAUGGGGAAUACCGGUGCUUAUUGUUGCGAUAUCGAUGGCAGUUACAAAACUAGAAGGAUACGGCGAUGGAAAGUAUUGUUGGUUAUCAACAAGCAAUGGACUGAUUUGGGCGUUUUUCACUCCGUGUGCUGUAAUAGUUGUUACCAACUUUGUGAUCUUUGUAUUUGUUGUGAGGAAACUGUUCUCGUUACAAGCUGUAAAAAAGAAAACAAAACUACAGCAAUUAAUAACUGGAUUGAGAUGUUUUUCAGUUUUAGCACCCCUUUUUGGAUUUACAUGGACUUUAAGAUUCUUCUCUAUAAAUGAAGAUACUAUCGUUCUGAGUUAUCUAUUUGUUAUCAUCAAUUCAUUUCAGGGAUUGCUGAUAUUUAUUGUACAUGGAUUAUUAAACCCCAAAAUUCAAAGUUCAUGGAAACGGAAAAUAUCAGUAUUUCGAAAGAGAGAAAAGUUUACAACUACAACCAAGGGAACCGACGAAAUUGCUUUUGACGACAUUACAACUGUCUCGAAUAAAAGAGUUCAUACAAGUAUAGCAGGCCCUGAGAGUGAAUCAUGAUGGCAAACACAGACUUAAUUUCUACAAAAAGAACUUGACCGUUGUUGUUUUUUUCACAAUCAUUUUCUUGGAAAUACUAUGUAAGACAUUAUCGAAUCUUAUGAUAUUACUAUUUUUUUUAAAUAUGAAAUUUUUCAAUAUAUUAGCUUUUUUGAUGUAUUAUUGAUAGUAUAGAUUUAAAUAUUAUUUUGCCGAUGAAUGUGUGUGCUGAAUAAAUAUAUCUAAAUACAGCUUUAAUGAAAAUUGGAAAGUUUCAAUUGAGGUACCCUCUUUGAAUAGAGUUCUUUAUCAUUUUGAUUUUUUUUAAUAAUUAUUUUUGCUUGUCUACAAGUUUAUGCUCUAAUGUUAUUUUUCAUAAGAAAAAAAUCAAAAAAUAAAACAUAAACAAAUGUU